Molecule: messenger RNA, 721 nt
Organism: Effrenium voratum
Lineage: Eukaryota; Dinophyceae; Suessiales; Symbiodiniaceae
Source: the annotation of a GenBank genome assembly
UGGACGUCCUUGUUCUCGACGGUGAAUGGGAAGCCUCCGGAACGCCUCCAAAUCACUAAUCCAAACCGGUAGCGGGAAGCAAACUUUGAUCUUCUCCGGCAGGCUUGGGCGGCAUUUUCUUCGAUGACAUGAACGAGGAGGAUCCGGAGACCCACCUGAAGUUCGCCGAGCAGGCGCUGGACGCAGUGCCGAAAGCGUACGUCCCGCUUCUGGAGAAGAAUCGUGACAAAGAGUUCACGCAGGAUCAGAAGAACUGGCAGCUGAUGCGACGGGGCCGCUACGUGGAGUUCAACCUUGUCUAUGAUCGAGGCACCAUCUUCGGCCUCAAGAUGCUUGGCAGCGGCGUUGGCCGCAUCGAGAGCAUUCUGAUGUCUCUGCCGGAGAAUGCCAGGUGGCAGUACGCUCAUGAGCCAGAAGAAGGCAGCCCGGAGGCGGAGAUCAUGGAGGCAUUCAAGACGCCCAUGGAGUUUGCUUGAGGCUGCAACUGAGGCAGGUUUGAGGUACGCGAAGCUCAACCUGAGAGACUCUUGAAAGUUACUGGAUCGGCCCGAUUCCACUGGCCGCACACCAAUGCUGUGCUGCUGCUGGGAUCCGUUCGCUGCGAACUGCGCAUGUCUCCCUGCAGCACGGCAUUUUGGUGCGCACUCUUUGGAGCUGCUCAUUGCGUGCCGCUUUUGACAGGCGCAGGUUAAGUCAGCACGAUUGGCUGCUGAGAGGCGCC